Molecule: messenger RNA, 810 nt
Organism: Amphiprion ocellaris (clown anemonefish)
Lineage: Eukaryota; Metazoa; Chordata; Actinopteri; Pomacentridae
Gene: tnnt2a
Product: troponin T type 2a (cardiac)
Exons: 12
Coding region: 205-810 (201 amino acids)
Biological process (GO): sarcomere organization; regulation of muscle contraction; cardiac muscle contraction
Cellular component (GO): troponin complex
Molecular function (GO): troponin I binding; tropomyosin binding; troponin C binding
Source: RefSeq, a predicted model, not a curated record
UCCUGGCUGCGUGACUCUGAAGAGGAGGCUGCUGAAGGGGAGCAGGAGGUAGAGGAGGAGGAGGAGGAGCCGGCAGAGGAAGAGGUCACACAGGAGGAAGACGAAGCUGCUGCAGAGGAAGAGGCAAACGAAGAACAAGAUGGAGAAGGGGGAGCAGAGGACGGAGAAGAGGAGGAGGCCAAACCAAAAUUCAAGCCAUUCAUCAUGCCGAACCUCAUCCCUCCUAAGAUCCCAGAUGGAGAGAAGGUGGAUUUUGAUGACAUACAUCGGAAGAGAAUGGAAAAAGACCUGAUGGAGCUGCAGACUUUGAUCGAGGUUCACUUUGAGAGCAGAAAGAAGGAAGAAGAGGAGCUCAUUAAUCUUAAAGACAGAAUUGACAAGCGUCGUUCUGAGCGAGCGGAGCAGCAACGAAUCCGCAGUGAGCGAGAGAAAGAGCGUCAAAAGCGCCUUGAGGAGGAGAGAGCUCGUAAAGAGGAGGAGGAGGCCAAGAAGAGGGCAGAGGACGAUGCAAAGAAGAAGAAAACUCUGACCAGCCUCCACUUUGGAGGGUACAUGCAAAAGUUGACAGAGAAAAGGAGUGGUAAGAGGCAGACAGAGAGAGAGAAGAAGAAGAAGAUCCUGAGCGAAAGACGCAAAUCUCUGGACAUCGAGAAUUUGAGUCAGGAAAGACUGAAGGAGAAAGCUAAGGAACUGUGGGAGUGGAUGUACCAGCUGGAGGCAGAGAAGUUUGAAUUGCAGUACCAGCUCACCAGUCAGAAAUAUGAGAUAAAUGUGCUGAGAAACCGUGUGAGCGACCAUCAGAAAACGUAA